Messenger RNA from Trichoplusia ni (cabbage looper), 676 nucleotides. RefSeq lists its product as uncharacterized. Bases 183 to 578 code for a protein of 131 amino acids. The record is from RefSeq and is a predicted model, not a curated record. The transcript has 2 exons. NCBI's taxonomy places the organism in Eukaryota, Metazoa, Arthropoda, Insecta, Lepidoptera, Noctuidae.
GUCAUCUCUUUCACUCAUACGGUAAUGUAUAGCAGUUUUUCAACACGAUAUGCUUCACAAAUUGUCAGCCGUAAACCAGAAUCUGCUCUGCUAUACUAUAUUUUUAUUCCCUGUUUAGUUCCUUGUGAAAUAAAAUUGGCCGUUUCUAUUGACGUUUACCAUUUAACGAAAUUUGUGAACAAAUGACUUUUGCAAUAAGCCCUAACCCGAAUUGGAACACCUCAAGUAUUGAAAGUAAUGGGAAUUACAUAUUUCGUACUAUGACAGAGAAUAGGAAACGGUCCCGAGAGGAUGAUUCGUGUGAAUUCAUGCCAUUGUCUAAAAGGAUAAAUAACUUGCACAUUAACAACAACCUUGUUAAUACAACUGUUUCUCAAACACAAGAUACUAGUCAAAUAAAUGGAAUAGCUGCGGAAAAUGGAAUCUCAUCACCAAGUUCUUCGUCAGGCUCUGAACGAAGACCUAGUUAUGACCCUGGAAUGAGUUCUGCUCAAAGUAGUUAUUAUUUUGACAAUAAGUUGUUAUUCGAACUCCACUUAGAAAGAAUGCAGAGAUGUGGGCAACAAUUUCCAUAUUAAUGCUAGAUUUAGUGAUACCUAAUUAAGUUUUGUGUGUAUUAAUUAUUUGUUACGUCUAAUAUUAUUAUUAAUUAGUAUAUUAAACUGUACCUUUUUAA